Molecule: messenger RNA, 2263 nt
Organism: Cucurbita moschata (crookneck pumpkin)
Lineage: Eukaryota; Viridiplantae; Streptophyta; Magnoliopsida; Cucurbitales; Cucurbitaceae
Product: transcription factor MYC2-like
Exons: 1
Coding region: 199-2064 (621 amino acids)
Biological process (GO): regulation of DNA-templated transcription
Cellular component (GO): nucleus
Molecular function (GO): protein dimerization activity; DNA-binding transcription factor activity; transcription cis-regulatory region binding
Source: RefSeq, a predicted model, not a curated record
UAAAUCGGCGAUCCAAAAAAGAAGCCUCCUCCUCCCUUCUUGUUGUUGUUCUUGUUCCUCCAUUUCCUUUUUGCUACUCGUCUCGAAUAAAUCCCAAUCCAAUCGCUACAAAUCGGAGACCCAAAUUUCUAAAAUUAAAAUCAAAAUCAAAAUCAAAAUAAUUCCGUUUUCAAUUUCAGUUUCCGAUCAUAAUCUUGCAUGACGGAUUACCGAUUUUCCACCAUGAAUCUCUGGACCGACGAGAACGCGUCGGCCAUGGAUGCUUUCACGAACUCCGAUCUGUCUUCUUACUGGGCUCCGUCGGCGGCGUCGUCUCAAUCUCUCCAUCACCCACCUCCGACGCAAUCCUCCGCCUCCACCACUACUCCACCGUCCGUCCCUUCCAAGUCUAUCGCUGUCUUGAACCAGGAGACUCUGCAGCAGCGCCUCCAGGCGCUCAUCGACGGUGCUAGAGAGAGUUGGACGUACGCGAUUUUCUGGCAGUCGUCGUAUGAUUAUUCCGGCGGGUCGGUUUUAGGGUGGGGAGAUGGGUAUUACAAAGGCGAGGAGAAUAAAGGGAGAGGAAAAACGAAAAUGGUUUCCUCUGCGGCGGAGCAGGCUCACCGGAAGAAGGUGCUCCGGGAGCUUAACUCGUUGAUUUCCGGCUCCGCUACCGGACUGGACGAUGUGGUGGAUGAAGAGGUUACCGACACCGAAUGGUUCUUUUUGGUUUCGAUGACUCAGUCGUUUGUUAAUGGAGUUGGGUUACCGAGUCAGGCGCUUUUAAGCUCCCGGCCGAUUUGGAUAUCCGGCGCCGACCGGCUGUCGGCGUCGGGAUGUGAUCGCGCUAGACAGGGGAGGAUCUUCGGGUUGCAGACGAUGGUGUGUAUUCCAUUACCAAACGGCGUCGUCGAAAUGGGUUCGACGGAAGCGAUUUACAUAACGACGGAUUUGAUGAACAAGGUCAAGACUCUGUUUAAUUUCAACAAUCUCGAAACGGGUUCUUGGCAAUCGGGAACCACCGGCGUCACUGUCGCCGACGAAGGGGAAAACGACCCAUCGUCGUUAUGGAUCAGUGAGCCGUCGAACACCAUUGAAAUGAAGGAUUCGAUUACCACCACCGUACUUUCCGGCGGCGCGUCGGCUAAGCCAAUCCAUUCAGAAAAUCCCAGUUCGAGCAGCUUAACGGAAAAUGCCAGCAGGAAACAGACCCCAAGCUUGAAUUUCCCCGAUUACGCCGCCGCGGCCGCCCCCACGAACCCAUCAUUCAAGUCGGAAUCCGGUGGGAUGCUGAGCUUCGGCAACAAAAGUCUCUUCUCCGGUAACUCACAGAAUGAGACAAAGAAAUCUCCGACUAGUCGGAGAAGCACCGACGAAGGGAUACUCUGUUUCACCACCGACGCGAUCUUACCCUUUUUCGGGAAGGUAAAAUCCGGCGACUCUGACCACUCAGAUCCAGAAGCUUCAGCGAUUCCAGAAGUGGAUAGUUGUAUAAAACCAUCAGAACCCGAAAAACGACCGAGAAAACGCGGCAGAAAACCGGCGAACGGAAGAGAAGAGCCAUUGAAUCACGUGGAAGCAGAGAGACAACGCCGGGAAAAACUUAACCAGAAAUUCUACGCUCUCCGAGCAGUAGUACCAAACGUAUCAAAAAUGGACAAAGCCUCAUUGCUCGGCGACGCCGUCUCCUACAUUAAUGAACUGAAAUUGAAGCUCGAAAUGGCAGAAUCAAAGAAGACGGAGAUCGAAAAACAGCUAGAAUUCAUGAAAAAAAACGGCGGAACAGGACGGAAAGACACCGGAAACUACACGAAUACAGUAAAUGAAGAUCUGAAAAUGGAGAUUCAGGUGAAAAUCAUGGGGUCGGACGCGAUGAUCCGAGUUGAAUGUAGUAAAAAGAAUCAUCCGGCGGCGAGAUUGAUGGCGGCGUUGAAGGAUUUGGAUUUGGAAAUGAUUCACGCGAGUGUUUCUGUAGUGAAUGAUUUGAUGAUUCAACAGGCAGCGGUGAAGAUGGAGAGCAGAGUAUAUACGACGGAGCAGCUGAAAAUGGUGCUGAUGGCGGAAGUUCGACGGUGCCGGCGUUGAAUGUUGUAGAGAAGAGAAGGGGAUGUGUAAUUACAACAUUAUUUUUUUAGGGUCCAAAAAUAGAGAGAUUUAGAGAAGAGGUCUAGGGGAUUGUGAUAAGUGAGAUAGAUAUCUAUUAGGUGGUUGUAUGUUGCAACUAUCCUCCUUUCGUAUAUGCUUUUUAGGUAUUGUUAUAACAAUAAUGUAUUCCCGAUCAUCA